Messenger RNA from Nerophis lumbriciformis (worm pipefish), 7146 nucleotides. Lineage: Eukaryota; Metazoa; Chordata; Actinopteri; Syngnathiformes; Syngnathidae. The record is from RefSeq and is a predicted model, not a curated record.
AUGGAGUCUGGAGAGCGGCUGGCCUCCCCUGCGCCCACCCUGUCUGCUGCGCGCACCUCCUCCCCCGCGGCCUCUUCCUCCUCAUCCUCCUCUUCCUCCUCCUCGUCUCCCGCGCCCCACUCCAAAGGCGGCCUGGCCCCGAGCCCCUCCACUUUGGGGUCCACGCUUAGUAACUCUGGCCGUCUGUUUGGUGCCGCAGGAGAGCAGCCCUUUAUUGGCUCCACAUUGUCAAGUGCCUUUCCUCUGGUCAACCACCCAGCCUUCGGGGCCCUCUAUAGCGCUGGAGUGGGCAGGCCGGAGUUCGGAGGCCUUGGCUCCCUCGGUAUGUCAGCUGCUCUGGCCACACACCCCCAGCCCGGAGCCCUGUCUGAGUGGUGGCGAGCCGCCGAAGCCCACGGACGAGGAGCUGCUGCCUUUCUCCCUUCUUUCAUUGGGUUCCCGCCGUUCUUCACCCCCCAUAUUCAGCCUAACCACAGCGCCAGUCCGGUUCAGAUUCGAAUGCCCAGCAAGAAUGUCCCUGACCCACCUAAAGGGGUGAACGGGGCGGUAAAUGGCAGCAGUAUCUGUCCGCCCCCAACGCAACCAAGGAGCUUUUCUGCAAGUCCAACCCCUGGCCAAGCAUCGACCAAUCUAACCAAAAAAUCUGAGCCCACUAGUAGUCCCUGUCAAAACAGCCCAGCUAAGAUGAUGGAAAAACCUGUUUCUAAAACUAAAGAGAGGAGACAACGAAAGAAGGCAGCAGAGACCUCCGGAGUGAGCAACAGCGAAACGGGCACAUCUUCAGACAGCUCGAGCGACGGCUCCCUCAGCAGUGAUUUGGAGGACCUCGCCGAGGACGACGAAGAGGACGAUGACGAAGACGAAGAUGAGGAGGAAGACAAACAGAGCAUCUUGUCAGACUCUGAGAAACAAAUAAAAAAGAAAUCAAAGGUUCUGACAGCAAUCACUGGAAAGGCAGACUCCGGGGUCCUCACUACAGAAGCCCAUAACAACCACAUCCAGACAGUCCCUUCCAAUCCCCCGAGCCUCAUCCCCAUAGCCCGCUCCGUGUCCCCCCCGGUUCUGUCCCAAACCUCACCGUUGGCGAUACACUCUUCUAGAUCCCGACCGGAACAACACUUCAGUGUGAUCCAGUCAACCGGUCUGGCCGCCAACUCCAAACCCCUGGCGCUGCUGGGCCAGCCCUACCAGGAGUCCUCGCCGUCUUCAUCCCCUGCCGCUCGCAGCCGCUCCCCAAACUCGCUGUUUGUUUCCACGUCCCCAAAGCGUCCCAAAUUGCUGCCCGCCUCGUCUUCAUCCCCCCAGCACCUUCCCCUGUCCCUGUCCUCCUCUCCGAAACCUGUUUCAGUACCCUCGUCGCCACGCUCGGCCUUCCCGCCGUGUACCUCCCCGAAAGAUUUCACCUUGACCUCAUCUGUGACAACCCCCCACAAGUCCUUGCUUAAACCACCUCAGUACGCCACGGCGGGUGGCGCCAAAGUUAACAAUAGGAGGAAACUGCUGGAAGACUCACUUGCACAGAUCAAUGAGUUUAGACUGAAACAGACUCUCAUAUCCCAAGGGCAGAAGUUCCCAGCCGAGCUAAGGAAGCCGGGGCCCAACAAGUCUCCCAAGGGGAAGUCUCUGUCUUCUUCGCCGCUGCCACCCGCUUUGCCUCCUCCUCCCCAGAACAAUCACUCCAACCUCUUCCUCUCAAGCGCCCUGCUCGGGCUUCCCGAACCCAACCGCCCCAACGGAGUCAUCCAAAGCACCACUCAGGACGCACCUUUGGCCCUCAUCACCAAACCUCGUAAAAACUCCGCCUCGCAAGGCAAGUCACCACAGUGCGACUCUGACAGCGGGUCCAUGCCCGUCAAUCUCAGCACGGGGGCGAGCAGGACCCAAACCAGCGCCCCGGCCGGGCUUCCGUCGCUGCCGCCUACUACCUCACCUCACGCUGCCGGCUUCGGGUCCAGAAAGAGCAAGACCCCAAAGGGGAAGGCGCAGACGCCGGGACUCGCGCAAGGACAGACUGGGCCUUUGGCGGGCUGGAAAGGCUUUUCACAGAACCAUUUGGUACAGUCUUUAGUGGAUUUGUUCCGUGGAGGAGAAUCCGGGAUGGGUAUCCCAGGUGUCGGCAUUCCUGGUGUUGGGAUUCCUGGUGUGGGGAUCCCCGGAAAUUGCAACCCUGCGGCCGGUCUCCCCGCCAAUAAGGAAUCUGACGACUCGGGCGAUGAUGACGAGGAUGAAGAUGACGACCUAGAAGAGGAGGAGGAAGAGGAUGAUGACUCUGAUGACAGCUUGUCAGAGUCAGAUAGCAACUCUGACAGCGACAUCUCCGGGAAGAAAGCGAAGGAGUCCAAGUCGCAAUCGUCCGGCUCGUCAAAGAAGGAAACUCCCCGUAGGCUAACCAAAGGCCCCGAACUACUGAACACCUCAGCCAAUCACACGGCCACCAGCUGCUCUCCCCUCAACCUCCAGGUCAUCAAGACGCCCGCUAUCGUCACCAGCUCCAGUGCCUUGGCCUUUCACAGCUCUCCUGGCUCCUCCUCCUACAGCCUAGCCUCUCCAUUAGGUUUAGGAAAGCGGAAGCGGGUGGAUGAAAAGGAUUUGAUGACGCCUCUGGAGUUAGGGUGGCGGAGAGAAACAAGAAUCAAAAACGUGUCCGGGCGGCCUCAAGGAGAGGUCGCCUACUACGCACCAUGUGGCAAGAAACUGAGGCAAUACCCAGACGUGGUGAAGUAUCUAUCCAGAAAUGGAAUAAGUGGCCUCACGCGUGAUAAUUUUAGCUUCAGUGCAAAGAUCAGGGUUGGUGACUUCUAUGAAGCCAGAGAAGGACCCCAGGGUUUACAGUGGAACUUGUUGAAGGAAGAGGAAGUCAUUCCUCACAUUUUGGCAAUGGAAGGCCGGAGGGGUCGUCCUCCAAAUUCAGAACGGCAGUUAGCGGGCGACGUGGCCAAAGCCAACCGGCGGAGGAAAGGGCGGCCCCCGAAUGUGGGCGACCCCUUGGUACCUGAAGGGCCAAGUCCCAGUGAGGUCAAACUUUUGCGCAAAUUAGAGGCUCAAGAAAUAGCCCGACAAGCAGCUCAAAUGAAACUGAUGAGAAAACUAGAAAAGCAGGCACUGGCGCGUGCUGCCAAAGAAGCUCGCAAACAACAAGCUAUCAUGGCGGCAGAGGAGAGAAGGAAGCAAAAAGAGCAGAUCAAGAUUCUCAAGCAACAGGAAAAGAUCAAGCGUAUUCAGCAGAUCCGAAUGGAGAAAGAACUCAGGGCACAGCAAAUAUUGGAGGCGAAGCGGAGAAAGAAGGAAGAGGCCGCCAAUGCCAAAAUAUUGGAGGCUGAAAAGCGGAUAAAGGAGAAAGAGCUGAGGAGACAGCAAGCGGAGAUCUUGAAGCACCAGGAGUUGGAGAGGCAUAGACUAGAUAUGGUAUGGGAGAGAGAAAGGAGGAGGCAGCAUGUAAUGCUGAUGAAGGCUGUUGAGGCUCGCAAGAAAGCAGAGGAGCGCGAGCGCUUACGGCAGGAAAAACGGGACGAGAAGCGUCUGAACAAAGAGCGCAAGUUGGAGCAACGCAGACUUGAGCUGGAGAUUGCAAGAGAACUCAAGAAGCCAAAUGAAGAUAUGUGCCUCUCCGAUCAGAAGGCUCUCCCUGAGUUCUCCAGAAUCCCAGGGCUGAUCCUUCCAGGCCGCGCAGUGUCGGACUGCCUGAUGCUAAUGCAAUUCUUGCGAGGCUUCGGAAAGGUUUUGGGCCUGGACUUGAAUGCCGACGUGCCAACGCUGGGUAUGCUACAGGAAGGCUUGCUAAAUGUGGGUGACAGCAUGGGUCAGGUCCAAGAUCUUCUGGUCAAACUGCUCUCUUUGGCAGUCUGUGAUCCUGGUUUGCCUCCUGGACAUAAGACAAAGACCAUGCUGGGAGACCAUCUGACCAACGUGGGCAUUAACAGGGAUAAUGUGUCUGAGGUGCUCCAGAUGUACAUGGGGGCCCACUGUGCCAAUAGCGAUCUGGCCCCUCUGGCCCUCAGUCUGAAGACCAAGGCUUUCCAAGCCCACACGCCUUCCCAGAAGGCCUCCAUUUUGGGAUUCCUUUCCAAUGAGCUAGCUUGCAGUAAAGUGGUAAUCAGCGAAAUUGAUAAAAACCUGGAUCAAAUGGCCAACAUGAGAAAAGAUAAAAUUAUCAUGGAAGGAAAACUCAAGAAAUUGAGGACCAUUUACGCCAAACGCACUGGAAAACGGGAAGCCAGUGUGGGCGUGGAGGAGAACCAGUCUGUCGGUACACCGUCUUCGGCCGUCAAGCGCAAAAGAAAACUUGGCGGCGACAGUGACGAGGAUGACGAGGACGACGACGACAGCGAUGAUCCAGCCGACGAGGACGAAGACGAGGAUGAAGAUGACCUGAAGAAGGUUAAAAAAGUGGAAACGUAUGAUGAGGAUGAAGUUGACCAGGCAACAAGUUUGGAGGAGCUAGAAAAGCAGAUAGAGAAGUUAGCUAAGCAACACCACCAAACUAGAAGAAAGCUAUUUGAAAUAUCCCAUUCACUGCGCUCGAUGAUGUAUGGCCAAGAUCGUUAUCGCCGUCGAUACUGGGUUCUGCCCCACUGUGGAGGUGUCUUCAUUGAAGCCAUGGAGAGUGGAGAAGGUCCAGAGGAACUGGAGGAGGAGCGACAGCGGCGGCAAAGAGCAGCUGAGGAAGUCAAGGUCAAAGAGGAACCUCAGGAGAUUGAACUGGAGAAGGACAAGCCCGCCUCACUUUCUGUCCUCCCACAUGGCUUGGAACAACAGAAGGAAGAAGAGAACGAGCAUGAGGAAAGGAAGGACUCGCCGACUCACUUUUACCAACAUUGUUCCAACCUUCCCAGAGAAUCGUUGAAAACUGAGAACCAGGAGAGUCCUCACGCCGAACAGAAUGGCAACCGCACGUGUUCUCCCGUUGCCACAAGUAACGCCACGUCCUAUUCGCCCCAUCGCAAUACCACCGAGCAGGCGGUGGCCAAAACUGCUGUGAUUAUCGGUCACAACGCUUCAAAUAUCCCCGGCCCGGUCUGCCCGCCACCCUCGCGUGAAAGCCCGGGGGACACUCCUCCUUCUUCUUCUCCAACUCCUUCGCAACAAUUGUCCCUCCAGCCCAACGACCAGCUGCUUCGGGUUCUGACCGAGAGGAGCGGGCACUGGUUCAGCCUGCUCCCUCGCAACCCUUGCGACCUCUCAUCGCUAACUACAACCCCACCGGGGGCGCUGGAUGCAACACCCCAGGCGUCUUCCACACCUAGCAAACCCAGAUCUCCUCCGGCGUCACCUGCCCUUCCUCUCACACCUUCGGCGGCGUCUGCCUCGGUCAGUCCACACCACCCGGCGAGCCUUCUCAAUUACCCUCUCUCGGCACUGCAGGCAAAGUCGGGCGUUUCGUUACUCGGAGUGUCUUUGGGGAGCUGGUCGAGUGGCAUGAUAAGUCCCAGCUUGCCUUUGUGCAGCAGCCCCAGCCCUAUGCUGGCUCACUCGGUGGAGGGCAACACUGCGGCAAGCGUGUCUAGUAAAAGUGAGUCGCCUGUGCCACGCAUUGAGAAGAAUUCAUUUGUGCCCUCUCCUCCUGCCAUGGAAAUCCCCAAGUCUCUGGAUCACCACACACCCCGGCCUAUCCCAGAAGACAUGUUGACCGGUUGGUGGCGUAUAUCCGACAUCGAGGAGCUUCGAGCGCUAGUCGUCGCCCUUCACAGUCGAGGUAUCAGGGAGAAAGGCCUCCAAAGGCAGGUGCAAAAAUACAUCGAGAUCAUCCCCCAAGUCUGCGUUAAACACAAGGAUGUGGCCAUGAUCGAGCUUCGGGAGCUGGAGGAGAGCCAAGUCAGCGUGGAGUCUGUACGAGGCUGGUGUGUGGAAGAGCAGGCCAUGGAGAUGGACAUCGCUGUGCUUCAGCAGGUGGAGGAGCUCGAGAGGAAGGUUUCUGCUGCCAGCUUGCAGGUCAAGGGCUGGACCCAUCCGGAUCCUCAAUCGGAGAGGGAAGAUCUGGUGUAUUACGAGCACAAGCCCCCCACCAGAUCGGGCCCUUCGUCCUCAUCGUCUAACGGGGGCGACAAGGAUCAUCACGAGGAGCGGGGGGAGAAGGGCGGGGUGAUGCGUCACCCAGACAACCCUCUGGACAUAGCAGUGACCCGUCUGGCUAAUCUGGAGCGCAACAUCGAGAGAAGGUACCUGAGGAGCCCCUUAGGUACCACCAUUCAGAUCAGGCUGGAUAAUGUGGGUACGGUCACUGUCCCUGCCCCCGCACCAUCCACUAGUGCUGACAGGGAAGGUGGUGAAGAGGAGGUGGCCCAUGGAAUGAAAGUGUGGCGGAAGGCCUUGACGGAAGUACGCAGUGCUGCGCAGCUGGCAAUGUGUAUUCAGCAGCUCCAGAAGUCCAUCGCUUGGGAGCGCUCUAUCAUGAAAGUGUACUGUCAGAUAUGCAGAAAGGGGGACAAUGAGGACCUCCUGCUAUUAUGUGAUGGCUGUGACAAAGGUUGCCACACUUACUGUCACAAACCCAAAAUCACCAGCAUCCCAGAGGGAGACUGGUACUGCCCGGCUUGCAUAACUAAGGCAAGUGGACCCACUCCCAAAAGCAAGAAACCUCCAUGCAAACCAGUAGCAUCCACUGUGGGCACUAGCAAGAAAGGCGGCGAUGCCAAGAAGAACGGCAAGCACGCCGGGAACGGCGACAUGUCUGAAGACGACCCGCCCAGUGCUGGCAGCACGCCCAAGAAAAGCUCAAAAGACAACGCCCGGAAUAAGAAAAGCGAGGACUUCUCCAGUGCUACACCAGGAUCCAAUCAGGAGAGUCCUGCUUGUGUCAAAAAAGCCAAGACUGCUCGAGACAACAACAGGGAUUUGGGUUUAUGCAGGGUUCUCCUUGCUGAGCUGGAGCGACAUCAGGAUGCCUGGCCUUUCCUCACGCCAGUCAACCUCAAAUCAGUCCCUGGCUAUAAAAAGGUCAUCAAAAAACCCAUGGAUUUCUCCACCAUACGUGAGAAGCUCGUGAGCAGCCAGUAUCAAAACUUGGAGACUUUCAUCAUCGACGUGAAUUUGGUAUUCGACAACUGCGAAAAGUUCAACGAGGACAAUUCUGACAUCGGUCGAGCCGGUCACAACAUGAGGAAGUUCUUUGAGAAGCGUUGGACUGAGCUUCUGAAACAAACAAACUAA